This is a messenger RNA of Amoebophrya sp. A25, 218 nucleotides long. Lineage: Eukaryota; Dinophyceae; Syndiniales; Amoebophryaceae. The record is from the annotation of a GenBank genome assembly.
GGAUUGAAUAGCAUCAAUAUGGAGGCGGCUGCGGCACCAGCACCAGCUGCAGCGUUGCAGACACGUCGAGUGGCUCCCACCAGUGCUAUCGCUGACCUCCCGACAAGGGGCCAAGUUUCUCAAGAGUUAGGAGUCGUACUUCAAGAAAGGGCUAGCAUCGCUUCGGAAGCUGGCUCGUCCAGUGGCGGAAGUACGGCAGGCGAGACAGCCGGCGCGAC